This is a messenger RNA of Closterium sp. Yama58-4, 342 nucleotides long. The record is from the annotation of a GenBank genome assembly. Lineage: Eukaryota; Viridiplantae; Streptophyta; Zygnematophyceae; Desmidiales; Closteriaceae.
AUGGUGACACCUGUCACCGCGAAGCUGCUACUACCCGACGACUGGCGUAUUCACGACGCCUUCCACGUCAGCUUACUUCGCAAGUUCGUGCCUGCCACGACAGACAUCGCGCGCCAGAACGCCGUCCCGACAGCACGACCUGUCCCGGAACCGACACUUGACCCGUCCAAGAUUUUGGCGCAUCGUGUUCGGCUCGACGCUUCUGGACGCCACGUGGAUUUUCUAAUCCGUUGGACUGACCGCACCAGUGAGGACGACACAUGGGUGCCAUCCGCCUCGCUUGAAGCUUCCCCGCUUCUUGGUGAUUAUCUGGCCCGCAAGCGAGCUGACCACCUUGCUUAA